Vollenhovia emeryi is the source of this 1751-nucleotide messenger RNA. It is a transcript of the gene Nap1, whose product is annotated as nucleosome assembly protein 1-like 1-B. Lineage: Eukaryota; Metazoa; Arthropoda; Insecta; Hymenoptera; Formicidae. Gene Ontology annotation, molecular function: histone binding; chromatin binding. Bases 80 to 1234 code for a protein of 384 amino acids. Gene Ontology annotation, biological process: nucleosome assembly. The record is from RefSeq and is a predicted model, not a curated record. Gene Ontology annotation, cellular component: chromatin; nucleus. The transcript has 8 exons.
UUUGGUUUUCACCCGUCUCUCUCACUUUCUCUCUCACACUCUCUGUCGCGCGGAUCUCGGCUCCGUGACUCGAAGUAACAUGACGACCGAUCCGGAUCGCGCCGCCAAUACGAGCGGCACCGACUCCGUCGAGGACGAGGACGAUAACCAUCGAAAAAUGUUAAAUAGAACCGACGUGUUAGCUGCUCUCCGAGAUGGUAUUACUGCAUCAGGAUUAGAGCCAAUGCAGUCUUUUCCUGCUCCUGUGAAACGCAGGAUCAAGGCACUGAAACAACUGCAGCUUGUCACCACCAAUAUCGAGGCUAAAUUUUACGAGGAGGUCCAUGCCUUGGAGUGUGAAUACUACAAAAUGUGUGCGCCCCUGUACGAGAAGCGAAGUGACAUAAUAUCGGGCGCUUACGAGCCGACUGAUGACCAGUGCGUUUGGGACAGCGAUGAUGAUGAGGAAACGCUAAAUAAUUAUAUGAAGGAGAAGGCAAAGAUCGAGGAGAAUGUAGAGAGAAAGGAUGAAGCGACAGAGAACGAGGAUGACAUUAAAGGCAUCCCAGAUUUCUGGCUAACAAUAUUUAAGAAUGUAAGUACACUGUCUGAAAUGGUUCAGGAACACGACGAGCCGAUCUUGAAGUAUCUACAUGAUAUCAAAGUAAAAUUUCUGCCGGCAAAUCCAAUGGGAUUUAUCCUCGAGUUCUAUUUCACGCCCAACGAAUAUUUCUCUAAUUCGAUGCUUACUAAGGAAUACAUCAUGAAGUGUACUCCGGACAAGAAUGAUCCGUUCAGUUUUGAAGGGCCAGAGAUCUAUAAAUGCAAAGGCUGUGUGAUCGAUUGGAAAAAGGGCAAGAACGUUACGAUAAAAACUAUUAAGAAAAAUCAGAAGCAUAAAUCUCGAGGAUCUAUGCGUACCGUGACGAAAACUGUUCAAAAUGAUUCCUUCUUUAAUUUCUUCAAUCCACCAAAUGUGCCAGAAGACUCGGAAGCCGAUAUGGAUGAUGAGACUCAAGCUCUACUAACCAGCGAUUUCGAAUUAGGCCAUUACAUUAGAGAACGCAUAGUUCCUAGAGCCGUGCUGUACUACACAGGCGAAGUUUUAGACGACGAGGAUGAAGAUUAUGAGGAUGAGGAGGACGGAGAUGACGAGGAGGACGAGGAGGAUGAAGAAGAAGAGGCCUCCUCUCCCGCUAACCCCCCUUCCGGAGGGAAACCAGGCGAUGAUCCCAAUGAGUGUAAACAACAGUAGAAUUACAUUAAUUGUAACGUAAUGAGAGAAAAAAAAGAAACAAUCGUUCGUGCGUUACAGUAUGCAACAACACACUAACGACACCUCUGACCGAUAACUGCCUAGAUAAUCCUGCACCUUGUGGCUCCAAAUGUAAUCCCUGUUCUUCGUGUCAAUCAUCUAAUCAUAUCAUAUCUCCUAUUCCAGAUCAAGCAUAGAAACUCUUCAACAUACCAGUGAUACAAAAAAACUUAAAAAAAAACGAAAUUAUACGUACCACACCUUCCCUAUACUCGCCGUUGACGACGAGUAGAAUGUGCGCCUCAUUAUACCUGUGCUAUAAGGUCUAAUCAUAAGUAUAUGAUAAUUGCUCUCGCUCUCGAACACUAAUUAUUAUCAAUUUUUAAUUGCUUCAUUUUAUACUACUUGUUACGUUUAUAUGCGCCGACAGAGAGGUUGUUUGAAUUCUUUUCCGAGAAAACGCACGUUGCUCUAUGAAUAAAUUUUUGGGUACUGUUGAAGCAUUUUUAAUACAAAA